CCGGCAGCACCAGCUGAGUGGGUGCAGUGGGCUGGAUUUUUUUCUGCCUGACCAGUAUAUAUGGGUUCUGUGUUUACUGUUAGCUAGUUAAAGUUCUUAGUUUUUGUCACCAUCUGAAAGUCACAAUGUCCCGUCUACUUUGUUUGCCAUAACUAGUCGACGGCAUAUUGUAAAAGUUAUUGGUAAACUAUUGUCUCAGAUACAGAUUUUUUAUCCAUACUUUUGUUGUUUUUGUUUGUCCACUAACUGAAGAGGAAGCCUCAUCUGGAAACAUCUGCUCAAGAUCAUCCUAAAUUUAAGUGAAGGUCUACUUCUAAGGUGGCAGCCAUGGUGCUGAUUCUGGGCAGAAGGAUGACCAGGGAGGACUCUGGCGUCAAAGAUUCACCAGCUGUCAAACGCAAGGUGUUUGAGGUUGACUCCAAAACUUUUGCCAGCCAGGAUGUCUUGGACUUCUGUUCUGGCUCAUCCCACUCCGAGGGCAUCCUGCAGGUUUUCAAUGAGUUUCGUGACAGCCGCCUGUUCACCGAUGUUGUGAUCAGCGUGCAGGGCCGGGAGUUCCCCUGCCAUCGCGCCGUGCUCUCUGCCUGCUCCUCCUACUUCAGAGCCAUGUUCUGCAACGAUCACCGGGAGAGCCGCGAGAUGCUGGUCGAGAUCAACGGCAUCCUGGCCGAGGCAAUGGACUCUUUCCUCACCUAUGUUUACACCGGCCGCGCCAAGAUCACCACAGAGAAUGUCCAGUUCCUCUUUGAGACCUCCAGCCUCUUCCAGAUCUACAUACUCCGUGACGCCUGUGCCAAGUUUCUGGAGGACCAGCUGGACCCCUGCAACUGCCUGGGCAUCCAGCGCUUUGCAGAUGCUCAUUCCCUGAAGCAGCUUGCCAGCCGCUGCCGCAUCUAUGCCAUGGCCAACUUCUCAGAUGUGGCUCAGCAUGAGGAGUUCCUCGACCUUCGCAAGGAAGAGCUGGAGGAGUACACUGCCAAUGAUGAGCUGUGUAUCGGUAAGGAGGAGGUGGUGUUUGAGGCUGUGAUGAGAUGGGUGUACUACAGUGUGGAGCAAAGAAAGCCCAUGCUGAAGGCCCUGCUGCACCAUGUGCGCCUGCCCCUUCUGCACCCAAACUACUUUGUCCAGACAGUGGAAGGAGAUCAGCUCAUCCAGAAUGCUCCAGAGUGCUACCAGCUUCUGCACGAGGCCAGGCGCUAUCAUGUGCUCGGAAAUGAAAUGAUGUCACCCAGAACUCGUCCACGCAGGUCGACUGGCUUUUCUGAGGUGAUUGUGGUGGUGGGUGGUUGUGAGAGAGUGGGGGGCUUCAACCUGCCCUACACUGAAUGCUAUGAGCCAGUCACAGGAGAGUGGAGAUCACUGGCCAAACUACCUGAGUUUACCAAGUCGGAGUAUGCUGUCUGCGCCCUUCGCAACGACAUCCUGGUGUCAGGUGGUCGUAUCAACAGCAGGGACGUGUGGAUGUAUAACUCCCAGCUCAACCUGUGGAUCAGAGUGGCUUCUCUUAACAAAGGCCGCUGGAGACACAAGAUGGGCGUCCUCCUGGGCAAGGUGUAUGCUGUAGGUGGCUACGAUGGGCAGAGCCGCCUGAGCAGUGUGGAGUGUUAUGACUCCUUCUCUAACCGCUGGACUGAAGUGGCUCCCAUGAAAGAGGCGGUCAGCUCUCCAGCCGUGUCCAGCUGUGCCGGCAAGCUGUUUGUCAUAGGAGGAGGACCUGACGACGAGACCUGUUCAGACAAAGUUCAGUGCUAUGAUCCAGAGACAGACUCUUGGUUAUUGCGGGCCAACAUCCCCAUCGCCAAGCGUUGUAUCACAGCAGUGUCCCUGAACAACCUGAUCUAUGUGUGCGGGGGUCUCACAAAGUCCAUCUUCUGCUAUGACCCCGUAGGGGACUACUGGAUUCAUGUGGUUCACACCUUCAACAAACAGGAGAGCUGUGGCAUGUCAGUGUGCAACGGCAAGAUCUUCAUCCUUGGAGGGAGAGGGGAAAAUGGCGAGGCAACUGACACCAUCCUGUGUUACGACCCAUCAUCAGGCAUCAUCACAGGAGUGGCAGCGAUGCCACGUCCAAUCUCCUACCAUGGAUGUGUCACCAUCCACCGCUACAAUGACAAGUACCACAGGCCCUGACCAUGAACAAGCAAACACACACACACACACACUAAAGAACUUAAAAUCUUCAAGUUCACUCUGCACAACACACACAGAUCAACACAAUAACACACUUGUUUAUACCUGGCACAUUAGGUUGCUUUGUCCAUUUUCCCACUACUAAUUUAUUUUCCCACAGCAUCAUGUAGCAAUACUUCUGGUUACUCAUGGUGGUGCUGUGAAUCUUUUCCCUUGUGUAUCAUAGUUCAAGCCAUUCUGUGGAAAUUACCAUUGGUUGAUGAUAACUUGUCUAUAGCCGGAGCUAAAGUGGAGUCAGAUCACCAUGGUAGAUGUGCCUUGCAUUUAAAGUAACUGCACAUUGUUGGGAAGUAACAGAUCAUUAAUGAUAGAGGUAAGAGGAAUUAAUUAUCAUUAUGGUAAAAUAAAUAGAAAUGCAAACGAUUUUAUUGAAAAUGUUGUGAAAAUUUUACAAAAUUGUAAUUUGAGAUUAAAUUCUGAUCCUAAGAAUUGUGUUUCUGUUGUAAUGCAAUUCUAAACUCAUGUAUUUAAGAAAUAAAGUAAAGUAAAUGUUUUGCUUACAUAAUUACAUAUUUGGUGGAUUGUAAGUAAGUACUAAGUGAUCUUCCCCAGCCUGUGCUUAUAUUACUGUGCAAAGGGAUCACUCCCCUGAGAUUGAUGAUAACAAUAACACAAAUGAGCCAAUUAUUAUCCACCUGCAGCAGAAAAAAAAAGAUAAAAGGCUUUAAUUGUCAUAAGCACAACAGCUGCAGCAUAGUUUUGGCAAAGAAAAUAUUGAGUCCCAAGCUCCUCCACUAGUGCAACAUACACUAUCCUUAGCUAAAUGGCCAGGUCAGAUCUGAAACCUUGUACCCAAUGCACUCCAUGCAAUCAUCCAGAACAGUACAGUACGGUACUAGUAAAGAACUUUAGAAAGUACCGCCCUCCAUUUAUUAACUUCUUUCUUGAUACUUAAAAUGACCUUGAUAAAAAUGUGGUAAACAGUCAGUCAGCUUCUCUUCCACAGUAUCAGUGGUCAUAGGGUAAAGAGAAGAAAAGAGAUAAAAAGUGGAGCCCGUACAAAAAUAUUGGAUCCCAGCCACUGUUGGCUCUGCCCUCUUGUUUCCUUAUUCACUUAGUUCCACUUCCCUCGUGCAUUUCCCCUUUUCAUCCUCCAGCUGUGCCAUCACCUCAAACUUUGGUUUCUCCUUUUUAUAUUUUUCUACAUUUGAAUUAUUAUUACUCUCAUUACAGACUGCUUUAUUUGUUUUAUUAUUUUAAGUUAUACUUGUUUGUCUUUUUUACAAUUGGAUUUUCACUGUAUUAUAAGUAGCUUUAGUGUGUGUUUUUCAUAUAAAUGUUUGUUCAUUGGUGUACUUGGUAGAUGGGUGAUUUUGUAGAUGAGAGAAGCCUUUGUAGAUCAAACUCAAAGACUCCUCUGAGUAAGUGGUUUGCAUGCUGGGUGUGUGUGUGUAUGUGUAUAUGUGACUUUUACGACUGAGUCCUAAUGUGUAGGAGCCAAAAAGUAUAUCAAUGAGUGUUGGUGUUAGCAUUGCACGACUGUUGAUUCUGUUCACAGAAGUUUUCACACUGAUGGUCACACCUCUCACCUCUGCACUUACAUGUAAAGAUGUAAUUUGGGGUACCUACAGUAUAGGUACUACCAAGUGUGUAUGUGUGUUUUUGUGUUUACUAGUAACUAAGGUGGUGUGUGUAGCAGUGCUGCACCUCACUCAGGGAGUGGGUUAAGAGUUUUGAAUGGAAAGUGUUUUGAAUGAUGUGGCUCAUGGCGAGUAAAAGUCACCUUUUACUAUAGUAGGUGUUGAUAGACAAGACAUAUUGCUGUGAAUAUAACUUUAAUAUGUGUCUUUGUGUAUUUAAAUGUGUCUCUUUUUUGGUUGCAUAUUACGUUUUUCCUGUAACUGAGGGCCCCAAUAGUGCACUUUGACAGAAUCCUGUUAAAUGUAAAACCUUAUUCCAAUGAUUUCCUUUUGUUUUACUGUAUCAGUAAAGGUUCUUUGCUUUCAUGUGAUGUAUGGAAGAGACCACAAGGGAACCUUUAAGCUCCUCAUGUUAGCCACUACCUGCUAAGGCUCUGUUGAAAAAACAUAAUACCUGCUACAAUAGAACACUGUCAAGAGUCAGCAAGAGACCUUUGGUUUUGAAUUUGAGGUUAAAAGGUUUAUUGUUUCUCAUAAUAAGUGUUCUUCCAUCCGUCAGUCACAGUGGCAGUAACAGGUAGGGGUAAAUCGGACUAAGCCAUCCUCAAGGCAGUAUCUCUGAAGAUGUGCUCAACAGAAAUAUAAAUUGAAAAGAAACAUCCUCAGGCCUUAUGAUAGGUAACAUACUGUACUGAAGGGUAACUCAGGAAGUGAACAAGAGGACGUUUGGGGCUAAGAAUGUGGUAGCAAAAAUGAAUCAGAAGGAGUUACAAAAUAGUGAGUGAGAGAAGAAAUUUGAGUGUGUGUGCGUCUGUGGUUCCACUGAGUAUUUACACAUAACAACACUUUAUGUUGAUUUAUUGAUUUUCAUUAUUUUCUAUGUAGAGGCCUUUAAACAUUGUUUACUUUGAUAAGAUUGUUUAUUGUUCUUAUCAAUUGAUCUGUUUUUCUUUCCUUCUGAUUGUUGUGGGGAGCAGGAAUAUUUUGACACCCACAUGCAAAAAUGGAUUGCCUUAAAUCAAACCCUGAAAAGCGGACCGUUAAAGUUGAGUGAAGCAUUAAUAAUUAAUAUGAAUGCAGUUAUAAACCAAAGUGGAUUAGAUUCAAGCACAAAGGUGACUUUGUUGUAAAAUGGCAAUGGAUAAACUGCGCUGGCAUGCGAGGUGGGGGGCUUUAGCUUGUUGAGUAAUGCCCAAUGUGCCUUAAUUAAAAAGAAUGACGAGUGGGGUAUUUAAUGGCUUCAUUUUGAUAGACAUUGUUCUUAUUGUUGUAUGAUGUGAUAUUUUAACACCACUUACUCCUCAGAUGCACUUUGUUCAACUGCAAGAAAUUUUUUGGAUUUUUUAAAAACUGCAUAAUGUUGAAAUGUAAUGGUUGACUUGUGUAAAAGAAACAUCAAUAAAGUUUUGUCUUUCCGUAUCA
Molecule: messenger RNA, 5192 nt
Organism: Eleginops maclovinus (Patagonian blennie)
Lineage: Eukaryota; Metazoa; Chordata; Actinopteri; Perciformes; Eleginopidae
Gene: klhl24a
Product: kelch-like family member 24a
Exons: 8
Coding region: 328-2130 (600 amino acids)
Molecular function (GO): protein binding
Source: RefSeq, a predicted model, not a curated record